Arctia plantaginis is the source of this 3777-nucleotide messenger RNA. The record is from the annotation of a GenBank genome assembly. NCBI's taxonomy places the organism in Eukaryota, Metazoa, Arthropoda, Insecta, Lepidoptera, Erebidae.
AUGACGAUGGAUAAGCAGCUGAUUUGGGUCCGGGACCCAAACGAGGGGUUCAUACUGGCCCGCCUCCAUGAGCUCAUGGGGGAGGAGGCAGAUGUGUACCCCGUAGACAACAAGUACCCCAAAAGAGUAUGCAGCUUUGAAGACAUAUUCCCAGCUGGAGAUCCCAUGAAGAAUGUAGAUGAUAAUUGUGAACUAAUGUUUCUGAACGAAGCCACACUACUGAACAACAUUCUCACGCGAUACAAAAAGAACAAAAUCUACACAUACGUUGCGAAUAUCCUGCUAGCCGUGAACCCUUAUGAAGAUAUAAAAGACAUGUACUCAUCAGCCACCAUCAAGAAUUACCAAGGAAAAUCGUUGGGAGAACUACCGCCACACGUUUUUGCUCUUGCUGAUAAAGCCUUCCGCGAUAUGAAAUCUCUGAAGCAAUCCCAAUCGAUCAUCGUCUCUGGAGAAUCCGGUGCAGGCAAGACAGAGUCAACUAAAUACAUUCUCAAGUAUCUAUGUGAUCUGUGGGCUAAAAGUGCCGGGCCCGUCGAACAGAAGAUUUUGGACGCCAAUCCAAUUCUGGAAGCCUUCGGUAACGCUAAAACAACUCGCAACAACAACAGCUCCCGUUUCGGCAAGUUCAUGGAAGUGCACUUUAACAACAAGUACCAGGUGGUGGGCGGCUUUAUUUCCCAUUAUCUUCUGGAAAAGUCCAGAAUAUGCACUCAGAGCGCAGAAGAGAGGAAUUACCAUGUGUUUUAUUUGCUCUGUGCCGGAGCCCCUCAAGAGUUAAGGACUGCGUUGGAAAUUAAGAAGCCCGAUGACUAUUUGUAUCUAAAGAACGGCUGCACUCAGUACUUCACGACGGCCGCCUCGGAGAAGAAAAUCGGCCCCAACAGCAUGACUCCGCAACAAAAGGCUAAGGGAGGACUCAGGGACCCCAUACUGGAUGAUGUCGAAGACUUUGGAAGAUUAAACCAGGCGUUAUCUCGUGUCGGUUUAACCGAGGAGGAGAAGAAAUCGGUGUACUCGGUGGUAGCCGCCGUCCUGCACCUCGGGAACGUGGAGUUCGAGGAAGACACGGGCCCGCGGGGGGGCUGCCGCGUGACGCCCAGCUCGGAGCCGGCGCUGGCCACGGCGGGGCGCCUGCUGGGCGUGGACGCGCCCGAGCUGCGCAUGGCGCUCGUGUCGCGCCUCAUGCAGAGCUCCCGCGGCGGCGCCAAGGGGACGGCCAUCAUGGUCCCCUUGAAAACCUACGAAGCGAACAACGCCCGUGACGCGCUGGCCAAGGCCGUGUACAGCCGACUGUUCGACUACAUCGUACAUCGCAUCAACAGCAGCAUUCCCUUCCAAGCCUCCUCUUAUUAUAUCGGUGUCUUGGAUAUCGCUGGAUUUGAAUAUUUCCAAAUGAACAGCUUCGAGCAAUUCUGCAUCAACUACUGCAAUGAGAAGCUUCAGCAGUUUUUCAACGAGCGUAUCUUGAAAAACGAACAGGAACUUUACAAGCGCGAGGGGCUUAACGUGCCUGAAAUCAGAUUCGUCGAUAACCAAGACUGUAUAGAUUUAAUUGAGAGCAAGAACCAUGGCAUAUUCCAUUUAUUGGACGAAGAAUCAAAACUGCCUAAACCUGAGUUUGGACACUUCACACAUUCCGUACACAAACAACUCGGUGCUAACAAUAACAGACUGCAAGUACCUCGCUCAUCUCGACUAAAAGCUCACCGUACACUACGUGACGAUGAAGGCUUUCUCCUACGACAUUUCGCCGGCGCUGUAUGCUAUAAUACGAACCAAUUCAUAGAAAAGAACAACGAUGCAUUGCACGCCUCUUUAGAAUUUCUAGUUCAAGAGUCGCGUAGCGCCCUAGUGCAACAACUGUUCCAAACAACCGACAAUAACAAUGCUAAAGGGAAACUCAACUUUAUAUCUGUUGGUGCUAAGUUUCAAAGUCAGUUGUCUCAGCUCAUGGAUAAAUUGAAAGAGAAUGGCACGAACUUCGUGCGGUGCAUCAAGCCCAACUCGCGCAUGGUGGGUCGCGAGACGGAGGGGGGGCUGGUGCUGACGCAGCUGCAGUGCAGCGGCACGGCGGCGGUGCUGGAGCUCAUGGAGCACGGCUACCCCUCCCGCGCCCCCUUCCACGACCUGCACGCCAUGUACAGCUCCUUCCUCCCGCCCAAGCUGAGGGCGCUCGCGCCCAAGACCUUCUGUGAGGCAAUGGUCCACAGUCUCGGUCUAUCAGAAAAAGACUACAAGUUUGGAGUGACCCGCGUGUUCUUCAGGCCGGGCAAGUACUCCGAGUUCGACACGAUGAUGAAGUCUGACCCGGAGAACCUCAAGGCCAUAGUGGACGCCGUGCUGUCGUGGCUCGUCAAGUCCAGGUGGAGGAAGUCGAUAUUCGCUGUACUCUCUAUUAUUAAAUUAAAGAACAAAAUCGAAUACCGUCGCAAGUGCCUGAUUCUCUUGCAAAAGAACAUCCGAGGGUACCUGGUCCGACGCAAGCAUCGGCCGCGGAUACGCGGGCUCGCCAAGAUCAACGCGCUGCAACACAACCUCAAAGACAUGGAGACUGUCACCUCGCAGCUCAAGAAGGAGAAGGACAGCGCUCAGAAGAAUAUUGAGGACUUGAGGAAUUCUAUCAAAAAUGCUUGUGUUAACAUUAAAGCAAACGAAAAGAUGUCUCGCAGUGAAAUCGACCAACUGUUCUCAAAACUAACGAAGGAUGUCGAAUUGCAAAUGGUGGCUCUACAGAAGGCUAUGAUUGACCAAAAGAACAGAGAUGAGCAAGAGCGUCUACGUAAGAUCGAGGCGGAGAUGCGAGCAGCCGAGGAAGCCAAGAAACGUGAAAUGGAAAUUCAAAAACAGGAAGAGGAACACCGCAGGCUGAAGGCGGAGAUGGAGGCGCGGCGCAAGGCGGAGGAGGCGGAGCGCGCGCGCCGGGAGGAGGCCGACCGACACGCCGCCAGGGCGCUGCAGCUGCAGAUGGACCACGCCGCCAAGCUCGACCAGGACAACAGGGAGAGGUUAGAACAAGAGAGGCGAGACCACGAAAUGGCCAUGAGACUGGCUAAAGAAACAAAUGGACACGUGGAAGGCUCACCGCCACAACUGCGCAGUUUCCCUACAAUGGAGUCAGUCAAUGGAGAGAAUAAAUUGAACAGGUCUGAACGCGUGCGAAUGCAGCAAGCUAUACAACAAGGCAACCAAAAGUACGAUUUGUCUAAAUGGAAAUAUUCAGAACUGCGUGAUACUAUCAAUACUUCAUGUGAUAUUGAGUUAUUGGAGGCGUGCCGUCACGAGUUCCACCGUCGAUUGAAGGUGUACCAUGCGUGGAAGGCAAAGAACGCACGCAAAACCACCAUGGCUGAUCAGGAGAGGGCGCCACAGUCUAUUAUGGAUGCUGCCAAGGCGCCGCGGAUGACGACGGGGGUGGUGCCACGUGACGUACUCGGCGCGCGGCACCGCUACUUCCGCAUCCCGUUCGUGCGCGCGGGCGCGGGCGGUGCGGCGGGCGGGGGCGGUGCGGGGGGCGGGGGCGAGGGCGAGCGGCGCGGCUGGUGGUACGCGCACUUCGACGGGCAGUACGUGGCGCGGCAGAUGGAGCUGCACCCCGACAAGGCGGCCGUGCUGCUGCAGGCGGGGCUGGACGACAUGCAGAUGUGCGAGCUGAGCCUGGACGAGACGGGGCUGACGCGCAAGCGCGGCGCCGAGGUGCUGGAGCACGAGUUCGAGCGCGAGUGGGCGCGCCACGGCGGGCAGCUCUACGUGCCGCACGACAAGCGCACGCGCUAG